AUGUCAGCCCAACGGCAGGCAUCGUCUGCCUCGCAGACCCCACAUCUAUCGCCCGCAGAGCUUUCCUACCUGUACACCUCUCUCGCCCUCCCCAACAGCCCAAUCCGACCAGACGGCCGCUCACCAACCCAAUUCCGACCCCUGACCGCAGAAACAGACAUUCUCCCCGGCACGAACGGCAGCGCGCGGAUCGGGUUCGCAGACGGCACGCAAGCCAUCGUCGGUGUGAAGGCCGAGGUGGAAAAAACGGUCCUGGCUGCCGAUGCGCAACAGCUGCAGGAUGACUUGACAGGGGCUGAAGACGGGGAAGGGAAAGAUGCGGGGUCGGGGGCCACGGCUGGUCAUGGAUCGUGGGUGCAGAUGUCGAUUGAGAUUCCGGGGUUUCGCGAUGAUGAUGCCUUGCCGGUUUUUUUGUCGGAGAUGAUGCGUGAGCCCUUGGUUGGGUCUGUGUCGGAUGGGGGGCAGAAGGAUGGUAGGAUGGCUGGGGGGUUGAAGGGGAGGUUGGUGAUUAAUCGUCGUUGGCAUUGGAGGUUGUAUAUUGAUGUUCUCCUCCUUUCCCAGCCUCUAUCUUACCCCCUCCCAUUGCUUUCCCUCACAACCCACCUCGCCCUCUUGUCGACAAAGCUCCCCAAACUCCGAUCCCAAGGCGAAGAAGACCCCUUCUUCGACGACGACUGGGGCGUCGCUGAAUACCUCUACCCGCGCACCCAACACGGUCUCGGCGCAAACCCCCACCUGUCGCAACAUGUCCGACCGCCCGUGACCCUUCUCGUGAUUUCCGUCGGCGAAAACAUCAUCUUCGACCCCAACCGCGAGGAAAUCGCCGUGGCAGACGCCGUCCUCGCCAUCUCCGUCACCCGCGACAGCGAAGCUAAUGGCUUGAAACUGCUCUCUAUCCGAACCGUCGAUCCCCCGUCUCGUCUCACGCAGCCAGGCGUUCCUAACUCGGAGAAUGCGGCUACGCUGAACACUACCUCUGAUGGGACGCAGGUGAUGAAUUCGACUAGUGAGGAGGACGUUGCGGGUGUGUGGAGGCCGCGACGUGGCGGUGUGAAGAGAACUACGAUGGCGAGGAUGGUGAAGAUGGUUCUCCGGAGUGGAGGUGUUGGUGAGGAGGUUCUGGAGGGUCUGGAGGGUGUUCGAGUUGGUUGA
Messenger RNA from Aspergillus wentii DTO 134E9, 1152 nucleotides. Its product is annotated as exosome non-catalytic core subunit RRP42. Gene Ontology annotation, cellular component: cytoplasmic exosome (RNase complex); nuclear exosome (RNase complex). Gene Ontology annotation, biological process: nuclear mRNA surveillance; U4 snRNA 3'-end processing; nuclear polyadenylation-dependent mRNA catabolic process. The record is from RefSeq and is a predicted model, not a curated record. The transcript is spliced from 2 exons. Lineage: Eukaryota; Fungi; Ascomycota; Eurotiomycetes; Eurotiales; Aspergillaceae. Bases 1 to 1152 code for a protein of 383 amino acids.